Messenger RNA from Nicotiana attenuata, 1852 nucleotides. Its product is annotated as transcription factor AS1-like. NCBI's taxonomy places the organism in Eukaryota, Viridiplantae, Streptophyta, Magnoliopsida, Solanales, Solanaceae. The transcript has a single exon. The coding region runs from base 476 to 1573 and encodes 365 amino acids. The record is from RefSeq and is a predicted model, not a curated record.
GUCCGAGUGGAGAAGACACUGAGAACUAAGCGAAAUUUGCACAAACUUAAAAGACAAUGGAGUAUCCUUAUUUCCGAUUUACACACUGUACAAAAACCAGGGAUUCCUGACCUGUCUUGUCCACCACAAUUCUGACUUUGUCUGCCAUGCCAGUUCCUCUUUCACCUUUACUCUCACUGUUUUACCCCGCUGUCGUUUCUGUCCUACUGAUUCCCAGUCUCCCCAAUUAGGCUUCUAUUGCCUACCCAAAAACAGUUCUACUUUAAUCUCACUCUCAUUUUCAUACCCUAAAUAUAAGACUAUAGUGACUAGUACUGUAAUGUAGCACUGUAAAGCUGCAAUGGUAACCAAAGCAGCACCUACUUGCUAGCCAAACGCCAAACUCUUUCUUCAAGAUAAGGCAUUUCUUUAUCUUUUACCUUUGUAAAUACAACCAGAAUGAAAAGUUAAAGAAAUUAGUGGUUAUGGCUUGGAAAUGAAGGAGCGUCAAAGGUGGCGGCCAGAAGAAGACGCACUGUUAGGAGCUUACGUGAAGCAAUAUGGACCUAAAGAAUGGAACCUCAUUUCUAAACGCAUGGGUAGAACUCUUGACAGGGACCCAAAAUCAUGCCUUGAACGUUGGAAAAACUACUUGAAACCUGGGAUAAAGAAAGGAUCUUUAACCCCUGAAGAACAAAAUCUUGUCAUUUCUCUUCAGGCAAAGUACGGUAAUAAGUGGAAGAAAAUUGCAGCUGAAGUCCCUGGUCGUACUGCUAAAAGAUUAGGCAAGUGGUGGGAAGUUUUCAAAGAGAAACAGCUUAAGCAGCUUCAGAAAUCACAGAAACUUAAAGAUUACGCUGACCAACCGUCUGUUUCUACCGUCUCCGGUGGUGGGUCGCCGGAGGGAGGAGUUUCCGGGAAGUACGAUCAUAUAUUGGAGACUUUUGCAGAGAAGUACGUGCAGCCAAAGAUAUUUGCUUUUCAGCCUCCUUUGCCUUUGCCAGCUAUUAAUAUCAUGCCAAAUCUUGAACCGCCACCGGUUCUUUCUUUAAGCCCUGUUGCUAUUAACGAACCGGUGAAUUCCACCACUAUUCCGCCGUGGAUGAACUCAGCAGCUAAUGCAUCAUCUUCUGCUCCAUCUCCUUCUGUUAGUCUCACCCUUACACCGUCUGAACCGGUGUUGCGUGUACAUGAACCGGUGCAACCGGAAUAUGGUUUGACAAGCCGGUUUUAUCCGGUUCAGCAACUGGGCACCCUAAUCCAGUACUGCAAAGAGCUGGAAGAAGGAAAACAGAACUGGGUACAGCACAAAAAAGAGGCAACUUGGAGACUGAACCGGCUGGAGCAACAACUAGAGUCAGAGAAAGCUAGAAAAAGGAGGGAGAAAAUGGAGGAAAUAGAAGCAAAGAUGAGGUGUUUACGUGAAGAGGAAAUAGCUUUUAUUGGAAGAAUGGAGAGGGAAUAUAAAGAUCAACUCAGUGCAUUACAGAGAGAUGCAGAGGCUAAAGAAGCAAAGUUAAUUGAAGCUUGGAGUAAUAAGCAGCUAAAGUUGGCUAAACUUAUUGAAAAACAAACUGGAUGCAUUAGAAUCUAAAGACUGGCAUUACCAUGUUAACCUUUUAGAAACUACUGUUAGUAUCAUUUGUGUGUUGUGUUAUAGCUUUCAUGUUCUCGUCUUUGUGAUCGUAGAGAUGAUUUUGUAGAUCAAGUGUGUGUUGAUGAUAAAAUUUGCAAAUUUAGUCAUGAUUUAAAAAGAUCCUUAGUCACAACUCAUAUUCCUCUCGACGUCAAGUUUUCUCUUACAUCGUUUAUUGGUUUGCUUAUAAAUAGCAUGUUUUCUGGAUAAAGCCUAAGUAAUGAAAAUUGUGCAUGU